Messenger RNA from Haliotis rufescens (red abalone), 420 nucleotides. Its product is annotated as acanthoscurrin-1-like. The record is from RefSeq and is a predicted model, not a curated record. Lineage: Eukaryota; Metazoa; Mollusca; Gastropoda; Lepetellida; Haliotidae. The transcript is spliced from 2 exons. The coding region runs from base 1 to 354 and encodes 117 amino acids.
AUGAUGAAGAUAGUCACCGCUCUUGUUGCCUGCCUGGCUGUUACCGCCUUUGCCGAGCCUACCGGUCUGUAUGGUGGAAUUGGCGGGUUGAAAGGAGGACUGGGCGGAAUUGGCUACGGAAUGGGUGGAUUGUACGGAGGCCUUGGAGGUCUUGGAGGCUAUGGAGGUCUAUACGGAGGCAUGGGAGGUCUAUACGGAGGCAUGGGAGGUAUAUACGGAGGCAUGGGAGGUCUAUACGGAGGCAAAUACGGAUACGGCAUGGGAGGUCUGUACGGAGGACUCGGGGGCUAUGGUGGUCUCUACGGAAUGGGAGGAUACGGAAUUGGAUUGGGAAAAGGUAUCGGCUAUUAUUGAGUUAUUAUCACCUGCAGUGUGAUGCUGGCUAUUUAUGUAUUUUCUCAAACCAAUGGAAUUGGUUCA